AGCAGUAACAAAGACUUGUAGAAGCAGAGUGCACAGGAGCCACAUCGGACGUUACCAUGCAACGUGAAACAGGUUGCAAGACAAGAAAGUAUUAGGUUUCUUCAAAAAGAAAGCCUCUGAGCGGUUUGAAUAGAAAAUUCCGUGGAAAUAUGAUCCAGACAGAAGGAGUUGGAAAGUGAUUACAGCCAGCUUCUCAGUUGGGUGACUGGAAAUUAAGUUUUAGAGUGAUGUUUUGCCGUGUGACAGUUCUGAAUUAUAUACUUAUGGGAGCUCAUUAUCAGAAAGAAAUGAAGAUUUCUAGCAGAUAAUCCUGGUCGCAAUGAAGCUGAGCUGUAAUUGCCUUUUCCCUUCAAACUCAAACUGUAAAAAGCUCUGAAGUGUUAUCUGCCUAAACGCUGUUCAUGUGGUACACAGGUAGCAGUUCAACAGGAACUUGAUUUUCCUUGCACAAAAAUGGCCUAUCUGCGAAGUUCUUCCAAUGGCGAGGAGACGGCAGUACCUCACACAAGGAUAGAGGAUGAAUCUGAUAUCAAGCUACUCUACGAGUUUGAACAAGAUCUGGGAAAAGGCAGCUUUGGCAUUGUUAUCCAAGCCACACACAUUCCCACAGACUCCAAGCGGGCCAUCAAAAUACUGAACAAAGAAAAGGCUGGAAGCUAUGCUGUAAAAAUGUUGGAGAGGGAGAUUGCCAUCUUGAAGAUGGUGAACCAUGAACACAUCAUUAAACUGGAAGAAGUUUAUGAAACGACAAAGAAAGUAUACCUGGUCAUUGAAUUCUGCAAACUUGGAGAGUUGAAGGGAAUUCUCGCAGAGAAAGGCCAUCUGAAUGAAUCCGAAACCAAGCAUAUUAUCUCGAGCUUGGCAAGUGCAAUCUUUUACCUCCACAAAAAUGAUAUUAUUCACAGGGAUCUAAAGCUGGAAAAUAUCCUGGUGAAAAGUAAUGAUAAUGCAGAUGAAGAAAAUCUGAAACUUAACAUCAAAGUGACAGAUUUCGGCUUGUCCGUGUUGAAAGAUGGCGCUGGAGUUGGCUGUGAAUCAAUGUUACAGGACACCUGUGGCACACCUUUAUACAUGGCCCCAGAAAUCAUUAAUAACUAUGACUACAGUCAGCAGUGUGAUCUCUGGAGCAUUGGCAUCAUCAUGUACACCCUGCUGUGUGGUCAGGCUCCUUUUACAGCUACAACAUCAGAAGAGCUGUAUCAGGAAAUCAAGAAAGGGGAGCUGGAUUUUUCUCACUCGUCUCUGAUGUCACUUAGUGAGAGUGGACACUGUGUGUUAAAAGGCCUACUGAUAGUGGAUCCAGCCCACAGAAUGACAGCUAGUGAACUGCUAAAUCACCAUUGGAUAACAGGAGAUGUCAGUAAUAAAGAAAGACCCAAAAAUGUCUUGGAAAUGAUGAAACAAUGGAAGCUGGACACAAACAGCCAGGGUGAGGAAACAAUUGAAAAGAAUGGAGCGGAUGAGGAUGACAACUUAGCUUGUCCAGCCACAAAUUCCAAGGCCAGUACGAAUUCUGAUAAACUUACAACAAAGUCAACAGGCCCAAGGCAGAAGCGUUAUUCCGUCGACAGCUUGCCACUGCACACUGCUUCAGGAUCUAAACAGGCUCCACAGCCAAAUAGGAAAGGACGGAGGAAGUCUGAAUCUGCAGCAAAUUCAAGAAUAUUGAAUAAAGUAAACACCCAUCAUACUUCGCUGAAACGUUAACCUUUUACGAAGGAAGUGUAUUACCUCGCCACAGGGUGUCAGAGUUAAAUCUAUUGUUAAAUGAAAUUUUGAACUGUUCAGCAUCAAUUUUCAACACUCAUCAUUGUUAAAUUAUUUACCUCGAGUAUAAUUCUACAAUAAAGCUUUUCACCUCUGGAACUUGCCAACUUUUCCUGCCAGAUGGGAGAGAGCAAACUGGGUCCUAUCCCUUUAAAAAAUGCAGUCUUGUGAUGAAAUUCUGUACGAGUUACACCUAUGAUUUCCUUGAAAAGAAACUGCUUAAUCUGAUACUAAUCCCAAAUCUUCUGUUUGAAAACCGACCAAAUUUUUACUCACAAACGAUAAAAAAACCCCCACAAUUAUGGAAAUCUGAGAUUUUGAAAGAGUUCAAAUCUUAAACAGUGACUGACAAUUCUGCUGAGUUUUCUAGCUUUUGUUUCAAAUUAGCUAUUGGAGAGGGGGGCCUUUAAAAACCUUCCCACCUCCUGUGUCUUCUGCUCAGCCUAUGACAUCUCAGCAUGGUUUUGUUCUGGCACGGCUCUGUCUCCAGUCUCUAUAAUUGGCUGACUCGCUAUUGAUCUCACCAGCUGCCAGCUUAUCCCUGCUCUCUAAAAUCUGUGCAACUUUUCCAUGUGCAGGCCCUACCUGAGACACAGCACGAGGCCUCUGUUCAACCCAGAGAAUA
Molecule: messenger RNA, 2392 nt
Organism: Mobula hypostoma (lesser devil ray)
Lineage: Eukaryota; Metazoa; Chordata; Chondrichthyes; Myliobatiformes; Myliobatidae
Product: serine/threonine-protein kinase 33-like
Exons: 13
Coding region: 454-1707 (417 amino acids)
Biological process (GO): protein phosphorylation
Molecular function (GO): ATP binding; protein kinase activity
Source: RefSeq, a predicted model, not a curated record